AUGAAUUCUGAUGCAUUGAUACGCCUUAGCAGCAGUUGUGUCGAUGCAACUUAUUCAGACGGACUUGGAAGACUGGUUAAUGAUGCCGAGGCAAGAGUGGCGAAUUGUCUGAUGAAAAGACUCAUCAUUAAUAGUCAACCUCACUUGGCAAUUUAUGCUAAGAGGGAUCUAUGUAAAAACGAAGAGUUACGCUACGAUUACGGUGUGAAGGACCUUCCAUGGCGAAUUCAAAAGGACCGAUUAAAACACAAACGAGAAAAAUUCACAGGGCUAACGAUCGCAGAGAAGGCAAAUGAAAGUGCCAAAGACCAACAAAAUGAGGACACUCCCCUCGGAUCCAUGGUUAUUGAUGAUCAUGCUCAAGUUACUAGCCAAGCGAACAACCAGAGUAAUAUUUCGUGUGUCACGCCUGUGUUUCCACAAAGGCAUUUGGAGGAUUAUGUCAUUACACCCUACACCCAUGACGAGUCUGUCGCCUUGGAAACAGACAAUCAUGUCCUGGUUGCCAAACAAGAAAAUGACGAUGCGACAGUUUCCAACGAAAUAGAUGACUACGCUCAGAUUACAUCACUGUCAGUGAUUGAUAAACAAGAGAAAUUAAAGGAAAGUGUCAUUGAACAAGAAAAAGACAACUCUGCUACCGGUGCAGAAUUUUCCAUGGAAAUUGAUGGACAAAUCCAGCAGAAACACCAUAAUGAAUCUACUAUAGUUUCCAUGGAGAUCGAUGAUCAUUCCAUGCAGAUUACCAAUAUAACAGAUGAUCAGUGCCAUGUUUGCUUUGGGGAGGUAUCGGGGGCACAUAUGUGCGCAUCAUGUCAUCGUGCUGUCCAUGUAUUUUGCGGUGUUGGAAUAGGGCCAGAAGGCUAUGGGCAAGAAGUAAGGUGUUUCAAAUGCCAGAAUACGGAUAAUUUACUUCAUCCAAACGAAACUGGCCCAGGUCCUAAUUCUAAAAUUGAGGAAGAGAGCCAAAGUUCCAGUGACGAGUAUGUACCUAGCACAGAUGAAGAAGACAAAGAUUCUGAGUCUGAAGAUGACGAUGAGUAUGCAUUUAAAGAUGGAACAGACAAGUCCCUAAUAAGAACUGACAGCAGCGCUAGUGAAGCAAUCAAGAAAUCUGGAGUGUAUAUAAUGUCAAGCAGUGAAAAAGAUGGAAGAAGAGUAUACGACAAAAAAAAUGCCUGCUACUUUUGUGAGAAGGAAUUUGGCAAGCUUGGUCGACAUCUCUUCCAAGUCCAUAAAAAUGAAAAAGAAGUGGCAGAAAUUGUAGCUCUCGAAAAAAACGACAGAACGCGCCAGUUGAAAAAGGAUCUAUACCGACACUGCCCAAAAUGUCCUUUCGCUCAAGAAAUAAACCACACCAUGAAAUCCAAGAAGCUGCAGCAUGCGGGAAGAUUGUUGUUGGCAGCAAAUAAAUUUCCAUCCGGUGCUAGUCAACAACUAUCAGAUAACGUCUUGGCAAUAAUGGCGAUGGAUGAUGUCAGCGCUGUAGUCAGAACUGAUGAAACAAUCCUAAGGGUGGGCUCCACACUAAUAGAGAAACGCGGCAAUGAAAAAGCUGUGGAAGUUUCACAACAAAUGCGUAUUCUUGCCCGAUUGCUCAUAAAGGUUAGAGAGUUAUGUUGUGUUCCAACUUUAUCGCUUGAGAAGAGUUUGACGCCAGCACAAUUUGAUAACCAUCUUGCCAGCGCAAGAUAUCUUGGUGGAUACACAGGAGCACCGAACACCAGUGCGGAUCGUUUCAAAUCCCCGUCGACAGCUGCCAAAUGCGGAUAUGCCUUAAAAAAAGCGGCGUAUGUAGUAAAAGGCCAGGCAUUGCGAAGAAAAGACAUGGAAGCAAAAAACGACGUCGAUCUGUUCCUAGAGCUGUACGAGGGAGAAUGGAGCGCCAAAGUAACAUCUCAAGCCCUGGAUAAUUUGUCAUUUAAAAAACACAACAAGCCACAACUCCUGCCAAUAACAAACGACCUACUAGCCCUGCGAACUUUCCUCAACGAGCAGAUUUUGGAACUUAGCGAGGAUGUGAAGAAAAACCCUAUGCAAGAAAAUUGGAGGAAACUUGCUAAUUCAGCCUUAGCAAGACUGAUUAUGUUCAAUAAACGGAGAGGUGGGGAGGCUUCUCGAAUGAAACUCGAUGCUUUCCAAGGGAGGCCUUUGUGGGGCAACAUUCACAACGAGGGAAUAGUUUCUGCCCUUUCAGCCACUGAAAGAGAACUCUGCAAACGGUUUGACAUGGUGGAAAUUCUUGGAAAACGAAACAGAAAAGUUCCCGUGUUGCUGACACCUGAUGUAAAAGCUGCCAUACUUGUCUUGAACAGGACAAGGGAAGAUGGGAAUGUGAACGAAGAAAAUCCCUAUGUUUUCGCAGUGAAUGACGGAAGUUCAAAACAGUUUUUACGAGGGAACGAUGUUAUACGUCAUGCAUGUAAAAUGGUUGAUCUUAAAAAUCCCGACGUGAUUACUUCAACCAACCUCCGAAAGUAUGUGGCAACUGUGUCGCAGCUCGUUGACAUGGAUCAAAAUGAAUUGGGAUGGCUGGCAACUCAUCUUGGCCACGACGUGCACAUCCAUAAAGAGUUCUACAGGAUGCAAGAAAGCACACUUGAGAUGGCAGUAGUUGGUAACCUCUUAAUGGCCAUCGAUGAAGGGAGGGCACACGAAUUUAAAGGGAAAAACCUGCGGGACAUUACACUUCAAGACUUUCACAAUACUCAGAGUGAAGAGGAUGCCGAGUCUGAGUUAGAUAAAGAAAACCGAUUCCCCCAGAGCAACAUAACAUCGCCAUCGCUAACUUCUGCUGGCAAAAGGACAACGACCAAAAAGGGAACGAACAAGUCCACUGAAAAGUCUAAAAAACAUUGUAACAAGAAAAGGGGAACCCUCGAGGCGGGUCAGCAACGAAAGAUGGUGGCGAAGAAAACGUGGACAACGCCAGAAAGAAAGGCAGCGUUGAAAACAUUCCAAAAACACAUUCAAAAUGGAGUGCUACCCAAAAAAAAAGAGUGUGUUAAGUUUUUGGAGGAGAAUCACGGGAUAGUACAAAACAGAACAUAA
Messenger RNA from Dendronephthya gigantea, 3051 nucleotides. RefSeq lists its product as uncharacterized. Lineage: Eukaryota; Metazoa; Cnidaria; Anthozoa; Malacalcyonacea; Nephtheidae. The transcript has 23 exons. The record is from RefSeq and is a predicted model, not a curated record. Gene Ontology annotation, molecular function: protein binding. Bases 1 to 3051 code for a protein of 1016 amino acids.